AUGCUUCGUUCGGCUCCGUUCGCAGGAGACAUGCUGCGAUUAAUUUCUGCCCUGUUCUUUUUUCUCUCUUCUCUCGCUGCAGCGGAGCCAGGAAUCUUCUACAAUCCCCCGACAGGCGGUCCGAUCCACGAUUACACUGCGAACCCGGUAUAUGUGCUUGGUCAAACCGUUCAGCUUCGAUGGGCUACUAGUCUAGAGUGGUUUUCUCUAGUAUUGUGGCAGAAUGACAAUUCGGAUUACGAAUGGAUUCAGACGAAUCUGACUGGAGUCACCACCUAUGACUGGAUUGUCUCGACUAAUCGUGAUCUCGAUGAUGGGAUUGUGUUCUUUUUCCAGAUCCGAGAUGCCACAGACAUAUCCAACCAGAGCCGGCUGUUCGCCAGUCAUUACUUCAAUAUCACCAAAGAUGAUUCUAAGACAACGAAGACGCCAUCUACCUCUUCCUCUUCCACAACGUCGACCGCAUCGACUUCGGCAUCCGGAUCGGCAACUACAACUAUGACAACGCCAACCGUCCUGCUGACCGCAUCUGUCGCGCUCACAACGUCCGGUCCAGCUCCUACAGCCCCGGCAUCCUCCACAGCGGCUGCGGACUCAGGUAGCACGACAAACUCGUCUAGUCCAUCCGAUAACACCCAGAGCUCUGGACUUUCUCCACAAACAAAACUAGGGGUUGGAGUUGGAGUGGGCCUGGGUUGUGCUCUUCUGAUAGCACUCGGAUUUAUAUGGUACCUUCUUCGUCGAAGCAAAAAGGCUUCGAAACCCCCGCCUUUUGAUCCGAUGUACUAUCCCAGUAACCCUGGUGGUUUCACGAAGCCACGAAUCCACCAGCAGGCCCCGGUUGAAGUGGAUGGCGAUCGUGGCAUCGAAGUGCCGGCAGAACAGGUGAGAUAUGAGUUGCCAUCGUGA
Aspergillus thermomutatus is the source of this 909-nucleotide messenger RNA. RefSeq lists its product as uncharacterized. The transcript is spliced from 2 exons. The record is from RefSeq and is a predicted model, not a curated record. Lineage: Eukaryota; Fungi; Ascomycota; Eurotiomycetes; Eurotiales; Aspergillaceae. The coding region runs from base 1 to 909 and encodes 302 amino acids.